Molecule: messenger RNA, 1959 nt
Organism: Seminavis robusta
Lineage: Eukaryota; Bacillariophyta; Bacillariophyceae; Naviculales; Naviculaceae
Source: the annotation of a GenBank genome assembly
AUGGUCAAGCUCACUAGGAUCCUGAAAAAUGAAUAUCGCGAUGACGUUGCGUCCAAGCGCGGUCGUCGCAAAAAGAAACACAGUCGGGAGCCCAAAGAACCGAAAGCUAGCUAUCGCGAAGCACAAGAGCCACCGGCCCGUGAUGCCACUAUAAAUUCGAGAGAGGAAGUAACGCUUCCUCCAGCUUUGCUAAAGAUAUUGCAAUCGCAUGCUCCCGGUCAUCAUGGUCAUCAUCGUCACGAGCAAACAAUAUCUGAUGCCGAACGCGAAGAGCGCGAAGAGGCGGAACCAAUGUCUCCUAAUUCCCUCGAUAAUCCUCAUCAUUUUGCACUGACACGAGCUGCCCAAAUGGCGCUCCGUUCCAUGCCCAUUCCCGUUGAUGACGAUGGUCAGAUCAACGGUCCGAGUACCAUGGCAUUGAUUGAAUCUAUUGUCAAGUCGUCCGAUGACCCCGCUCUGAUCGAAACCAUACAUGCGAUGAUGGGAGAGUCUGGAAACCAGUCAACUCAGCAGCGCGAGACGUUGGCCUUGGUCGCCGAGUCCAUCAUGGAAAAGAAGGCUGCCAAGGAAGCUCUGGAGCGGGCAGUCAUGGCCGAGUCUCGCCUCCACGAGAGCUUGAAAAAAGUCGCCCCGGGCCUCGCCGGGGACGCUGCUGCUUUUGUUGCAGCAGAAGUCGAUGCUGUUGUCAAUGCUGAUAACGGAUCCGCAGCUCAAUCACAAGGGAACCACAAUGGCUUUUUCAAUCGCAUCAACAAGAGCUUCACACAGUCGUCGAAUGGUACCCCAAGACGUCUCCCCUUUCGUAAAUCCAGGUCCAAGGGUAACAAGAGAUCCUCCAAGCGCAAGAGUAGCGAAUCCAAUGGUCAUGACAAUCCUGUCGUAGUAGAAGCGCCGGAAGCCGGGGAUGUUGAACAUCCCACGGAUGAGCCGGUCUUUCUAAUGUCCACCCGGCCAUUCGCCACUACCCAGGAAGAAAACAAGAAUGUGGAGGAAGAAGCGGGAAUUGAGGUUGGCUCACCUGGGGUUGACCUGGUGGAAACCAGAGACGACCAAGAACAGUCCAGAACCGAGCGCGAGGAAGAAGAAGCUCCUUCGCAGCAGGGCAGCGACCAACAAGAGCUCGCUGCCACCACAACGGGUACACCCCCCACAACCAAACGCAGAAACAAGUACAAGCACAUUGCUAGCACAGAGCCCGAUCGUUCUCGUCGCUUUAGCAGCAGAGGUUCCUCUCGUCGCUACGGAGAUGACCAAGAAUCCACGUUUGUUGGUACGACUGUGGCUCCAUCCACAAUUACUUCCAUCUCUCCAUCCACAAUUAUUACGAAUGUCGAUCAGGCAAUGUUCGUGGAGCAUGAAACCGUAGGCAGCAAGAGCAACGCGACCUCGACCGAAGAAGGGGGGGUGGAGGAAGAAGCCGAAGAGGCAAGUGAUGAGUCGGACUCUGAUGAGGACGAAGAGCAAAAUGGUGAAGAAAUGGUCAAAGUCGAAUACACGGCAGAGGGCGAGGACGAGCCGAAGAUUGAGUACACCAUUUUUGAGUUAGAGUCCAAGCUGUCCAUGUCCACGGUCGAGUCUUCAGUAGUCAGUGCAAACACGUCCGUGGAGUUCUCACAAUCAGAAGAAAACGAGGACGACGAUGAAGACGAUGAUGACGAUGAUGAAGAAGGUGUAACGACUGACAACGAUACUUAUGCGGCAGAAGAAGAGGGCGCCACGUUUGACGGUGGAGACGACACCGAGGAGGAGGAGGAAGAGGACGAGGAGGAAGAGGAUGUUCGCGAUCGAAGAGGCCGACGAAAGCAUCGAUCACGAAGAGGUCGAGAAACGGAAGAGGUCCCUUCACUGUUCAAAUGCGUCUCAGGGUAUUUUGCCAUCGGCGAUGACGUUGAAGUCUAUAUUGACGACAAAAAGAAAAGGCGAAGACGCAGCAGGAGGAGACAUCGUCAUCGUCGCUAG